AUUCGCUGAACACGAGCGGAGGGAAAUUGAGUUGUUUAUAUGAGCAUGAAGAAAGCAACAAAGUGCAUUAAGUUAGGACGUGAUAUCGUUUUGUGUUAAAUGUAACUUUUAGGCAUUAGUACGUCUGAAGGAUGUUUUUUACUUAGUCAUUUUCAGUAACGCUAGCUGCUAAACGGUUACCGCUUUCACGUGCGUUUUUUUUUCUGGUCUUGCAUGUAGUAAGCCAGCUAACGUUAGCCGCCUAGCCAAGCGUGGCUAACUUACAACAAGUUUAGCCAGACUUAAAGAAAACUUCGCUCGUUAGUGCAAAGCUGAAAUUUAGCCAGAGGAAGCUGUUUAAGUUUCCAUUUUGGCCGUAACUAAAAGAGACGAGUGAAGGGUUUUGAAGCGGGAAUGUCAUCGCCUCCGUUAGGUCGCAGGAGUCAUGAAGGGUCAGCGAACGCAUCAGACAGCGACUCCGAGGACGAGCCCACGCUCCCCCUUAAUCAGUUCUAUCCAUACAUCCGCUGUGCCCUUUGCUGUGGGUUCCUAAUAGAUGCCACCACCAUCACAGAGUGUCUGCACACAUUUUGCAAAAGCUGCAUUGUGAAGCACUUCUUCUACAGCAACAAGUGUCCCACAUGCAGCAUUGUUGUCCAUCAGACACAACCUCUUUACAACAUCAGGCCCGACAGACAACUUCAGGAUAUAGUUUAUAAAAUGGUUCCCUUCUUGGAAGAGCUUGAAAGAGAACAAAUGUGCAACUUUUACAAAGAGAGAGGACUGGAUGUACCAAAACCAGUGAUCGUCUCCCCUCCAUGUCCUGCUGUUAUAAAGAGGCAGAAGAAGGACAACGUUCCUCAGUCUGUGUUCACCGUUCCUCCAGAGCUGGAUGUGUCUCUGCUCCUGGAAUUUGUUGGGGCUGAAGAGGGCAUCUGCAACUACAAGCCGUUGGAGAGGCGGUAUGUCCGCGUGUCAGGUGAGGCCACCGUUCGCCACGUGGAGCUGUUCAUCAGGAGGAAGAUGGAGCUGAGCCCAUCUUGCCAGGUAGAUGUGGUUUGUGGAGAUCACCUCCUAGAUCACUACCAGUCACUCAAAGAAGUACAGAACUUUGUGGGCGAAGAUGCACUACAGGAUGGUUUGUUGGUGCUACACUUUGGCUUGGUGCUGCCCUCCCAGUCUUAAAUAUGAGGCGUGGAUUUAGCCAUGAUCUGAACUGCUGAACUGACAUUUUGGUCUUUGUUUCUUUUUAUAAGACUCGUGUCUUCAUAAAGGUCUUGGAUAUUAGACUUUAAUGAAUUGUUGCUAGCUGAUUACAAAACAUAUAAAAUUCAAACCUGAACAUAGCCACAUUUGGCACCUGGCAAACUUUAAUGUAUUAUUUCUUUAUUGAGCAGACUGGAAUGAAAAUGAACUGUUUUGAUUGAACUUUUAACAAACAAGAUGAUUAUCUUUAGUUCAUAGUUACCACGAAUCUGCUGGACACAGAUGACAUCCAUCUGAAUUACGUGGUACCCACGUGUAUAACAUGAAUUUGACCUGAUAAAUGAAAAUGACACAUUUCUGUUCCUGCUAGGCUGUUGUUUGAAGAUUUGUUUAAAACUGUUUGCUACUGUUUCUGUAGCGAAAACUGGACUGAACCACUGUGAAUAGAUCUGAAACUCUUAAAGCUGCUAUAGCAAUAUAGGCAGCAUCUGUCUAGUUUACCCAACUUUUUGCAACCCAGGGAUUGUCUUUAAUGUUUUAUGUUGACUACAAAGCUGUGAUUUAAAGGGCUGCAAGAAAAGGACUGCCACUACCAAAGAUUUAUGUAUGUUAACGCUUGCUUCUUAGAGAUUGAUAGUUAUUUUAAGAGCUGUUGACUUCCUUCUGCUGUUAAUAGAAAAAACUGAUCAGCUGAAAAAUACUUUGAGUACAAAAGCAGUUAUUUAAAGGGAGUUUGUAUAAAGUCUUUGUUAUGGUUUGUCAAAAAAAAUGUUUGUACUUGCUUUUGUCAGGUUGAAUUAAUAAAAGCACAACUGAGAAAUAUUUCCUGAGUCAUCCUUGAUCUCUGUUUUUAGAGAUUUAGAAAGAUCUGAAUGGAUGGACUAAAGGGUGGGUAUGGUAUUUAAACAAAAAAAAAAAACAACAAAAACAUUUUAAAUUGUUCAGAUUUUAUAAUUUAGCGUAUUAAAUAGUUUCAUAUGCAAAAUCCAAAAGGAUUUUUCUCCUUCUGGGCUCAAAUCUGUGAAAUUGCUUGUCGUUAGGCAAACGUAUAAACCGUUACACUAUGGAGCCACUUGUCCAUAAACAGUACACCUAACCUAAAUGGUUCCUGUUGGGGCGGGAAAUGACACUAGUGUCAAUGUUCCACCAGUGACGCACAUGCUGCCACUACAUACUGUGCAAUAAAAGCCUGUAGCUCAGGGACGUCAAACUCAUUUUGCAUUUAAAGUGGACCGUUCCAGUUCAAGUCAGUCAUAUAUACAGUGGCAAAUCACAACUGUCGUCUCAAGGUCAAACUCCCCUCUUUGUCAGUGUAAAGAGGUUUAACUGCUCAUUUAGUCUCUGAAAUGUUUUAAUAUAAGAAAAGGGACGAUUUUAACCAUGCAUCUUGUUUUUAAAAAAAACAAAGCCGCUAUAGUAAAUGAAAGAAAUAUGCCAGCAUGACUUUUUGGGCUUUCACUGUAAGAAAUAAACGUGUAAAAUUGUAGAAUAGGUUCUGGUUGCCCAGAUCACCUUGUAAAAUCAUUCACAAAUAUUUUUUCUAUGGUAGGUAGUGAAAAAACAGGAACUUUCCAUCAUUUGAUUUUCUAUUACUUAACUAUUUUUCCAAAGCCAUGCAGUGAGCCAGAUUGGAGUCUUUUCCAAGCAAAGCC
Molecule: messenger RNA, 2837 nt
Organism: Pelmatolapia mariae (spotted tilapia)
Lineage: Eukaryota; Metazoa; Chordata; Actinopteri; Cichliformes; Cichlidae
Gene: pcgf6
Product: polycomb group ring finger 6
Exons: 10
Coding region: 394-1164 (256 amino acids)
Biological process (GO): regulation of transcription by RNA polymerase II
Cellular component (GO): PRC1 complex
Source: RefSeq, a predicted model, not a curated record